ACUCUCAGCCCUCAAAGCCUAAAAUGUUUAUUCUUUGCCCUGUCCUUCCGCUCCUCACCCUCCCUGGCCCUCUCCACAUUCAACAAUCCUAGGACCAAUGACCCCCAUCUGGCCUCCCCCCAGGGCCAGAGUCACGCAGGCGAGCCUGGCUGCAGGGCAGGACCGUGGACUCCCAGCCCACUGCUCGCCUGUGCUCUCAGCUCUCCUGUCAGCACUGGCUAGCCCACACCCCACCUGGCCCAGGGACACAGCUGUCGCCUGGGGGACAUAUGCUGCGGUGGCCUGGGGGAGCUCCGGCUAAGGGGCUCCUGGCGGACCCUGAGCACCACAUUCUUAUCUCCAACUCCCUGCGGGAGCCAAGGCCAGCGUGGGUGGCUGAAAUCUCCUCGGUAACAGGGUCUGCCCUCCUCCUGCUCCCUCUCCCGGCCUCCUUCCCACCCUUCAUCCCCUCACCCUGCACCUGCCCUCGGCCCUUCCUCCCGCCUCUCCCAUGCACCCCCUCCUUGGCUGGCUCCGUGUCACCAUCUGUGCACAGUCCCUCUCUGUCACUCUCCUUGCCACCCCCUCAUUCUCCUUCCUCCCUCCUGGCUCUCCAUCCCUGCCUCUCUCGCAUCUCUUCCUCGCUCUGCUUUUUCCUCCUCCUGGUCUUCUCCCUGUCAGCAUCUCUCUCACUCCCACUCACCUCUCCUCUCUCCUCCUUUCUCUCUCCCUGCCCCCACCUCAGAACAACCCCCUCUCCCCUCUACUGCUAUUGGCUUCUACGACCCCUGUUCUCCUCUUUUCUUCUUCACCUUGGCAAGCUUCUCCCCCAACCCCCUCCCGGGGACCCUGCAGAGCCCCUAUCUGUGUCCCUGCCCCUCAGGAUGUGUUCUGGAGAUGGGGGAUGAUGCACCAGGCACCGCUGGGAAGUCAAGGCCAGAGACCAGAUGGGAGAGGCGCUGUGGGCAGACGUGGCCGCCAAGGGCCUGGGAGGGGCCUCAGCCCACAAGCGGUCUAGAAAUGGGUGCCAUGUGGGUACCCUGGCUAGGGGUGCUCUGGGGGCACCUGGGUUCUGGGCAGGGAGGGGGACAACAGAAAGGUAACCACCCUGGCGGCAAGGAGGGGAACCCUCACCCUAUGGGCAGAACAGCAGAAUGUCAGUGCUGGAAGAAACCAGAUGCAUCGCAGCAUUUGGCCUCAGCUCACGUGGCAGCUCUCCCGAGCUCCCCCUCCACGCUGGGCCGGUGCUCAGCACUCUUCCAUUAAUCUUUACAACGUCCCUGGAGGCUAGUAGCUGACUGCUGACCACCCUCGGCCAUGGAUACCUCUGGCUAUCCUUCAUCGGUGCCCACGACCUCGGAACCUGAGAAUGACUCCUUGGCUUGGCCCCUGAAUGCCACCCUGGGAAACGUGUCGUCAGGCCUGAGCCCAGCAGGGCUGGCUGUCAGUGGCAUUUUGAUCCCACUGGUCUACCUGGUGGUGUGUGUAGUGGGCCUGCUGGGCAACUCACUAGUCAUCUAUGUGGUCCUGCAGCACACGGCCAGCCCGUCGGUCACCAACGUCUACAUCCUCAACCUGGCGCUGGCUGAUGAGCUCUUCAUGCUGGGACUGCCCUUCCUGGCUGCCCAGAAUGCUCUGUCCUACUGGCCCUUUGGCUCCCUCAUGUGCCGCCUGGUUAUGGCCGUGGACGGUAUCAACCAGUUCACAAGCAUCUUCUGUCUCACCGUCAUGAGCGUGGACCGCUACCUGGCCGUGGUGCACCCCACCCGCUCUGCCCGUUGGCGCACAGCGCCUGUGGCCCGCACAGUCAGUGCGGCCGUCUGGGUGGCCUCAGCUGUGGUGGUGCUGCCCGUGGUGGUCUUCUCGGGUGUACCCCGUGGCAUGAGCACCUGUCACAUGCAGUGGCCUGAGCCGGCAGCGGCCUGGCGAACUGGCUUCAUCAUCUACACAGCCGCACUGGGCUUCUUUGGGCCGCUGCUGGUCAUCUGCCUCUGCUACCUACUCAUCGUGGUGAAGGUGCGCUCUGCGGGGCGGCGGGUGUGGGCGCCCUCAUGCCAGCGGCGACGGCACUCUGAGCGCAGGGUCACACGCAUGGUGGUAGCCGUGGUGGCCCUCUUCGUCCUCUGCUGGAUGCCCUUCUAUGUGCUCAACAUUGUCAACGUGGUGUGCCCGCUGCCCGAGGAACCCGCCUUCUUCGGCCUCUACUUCCUUGUGGUGGCACUGCCUUAUGCCAAUAGCUGUGCCAACCCCAUCCUUUACGGCUUCCUCUCCUACCGCUUCAAGCAGGGCUUCCGCAGGGUCUUGCUCCGGCCUUCCCGCCGCGUGCGCAGCCAGGAGCCCACUGCGGGGCCUCCAGAGAAGACAGAGGAGGAGGAGGAGGAAGAGGAUGCGGAGGAGGAUGGGGAGAAGGGGGGGAUGCAAGGGAAGGGGAAGGAGAGGAGUAGCCGGGUCAGCCAGAUCACACAGCCUGGCACCAGCGGUCAGGAGCGGCCGCCCAGCAGAGCUGCUGGCAAGGAGCGGCAGUUCCUGCCCCAGGAGCCCUCAGCUGGGGAGAAGCCCAGCACGCUGCACAUCAGCUACCUGUAG
Molecule: messenger RNA, 2565 nt
Organism: Nycticebus coucang (slow loris)
Lineage: Eukaryota; Metazoa; Chordata; Mammalia; Primates; Lorisidae
Gene: SSTR3
Product: somatostatin receptor 3
Exons: 3
Coding region: 1297-2565 (422 amino acids)
Biological process (GO): neuropeptide signaling pathway
Cellular component (GO): membrane; neuron projection
Molecular function (GO): somatostatin receptor activity; neuropeptide binding
Source: RefSeq, a predicted model, not a curated record